Messenger RNA from Vombatus ursinus (common wombat), 3936 nucleotides. RefSeq names its product musashi RNA binding protein 2 (gene MSI2). The record is from RefSeq and is a predicted model, not a curated record. Bases 61 to 1158 code for a protein of 365 amino acids. The transcript is spliced from 15 exons. Gene Ontology annotation, molecular function: RNA binding. NCBI's taxonomy places the organism in Eukaryota, Metazoa, Chordata, Mammalia, Diprotodontia, Vombatidae. Gene Ontology annotation, cellular component: cytoplasm.
UGAGCUAAGCUGAUCCCACGUGUGACGGAUCUCGCUGCUUCCCCGGCUCCGUCUCUCUAUAUGGAGGCAGAUGGGAGCCAAGCCACCUCUGGAAGCCCUAACGACUCACAACACGACCCUGGUAAAAUGUUUAUCGGUGGUCUGAGCUGGCAAACCUCACCAGAUAGCCUUAGAGACUAUUUUAGCAAAUUUGGAGAAAUUAGAGAAUGUAUGGUCAUGAGAGAUCCCACCACCAAACGCUCCAGAGGCUUCGGUUUCGUCACGUUUGCGGACCCAGCAAGUGUAGAUAAAGUAUUAGCUCAGCCCCAUCAUGAGUUAGAUUCGAAGACGAUCGACCCCAAAGUUGCAUUUCCUCGUCGAGCACAGCCCAAGAUGGUCACAAGGACAAAGAAAAUCUUUGUGGGCGGAUUAUCUGCGAAUACAGUUGUAGAAGAUGUAAAGCAAUAUUUUGAGCAGUUUGGCAAGGUGGAGGAUGCUAUGCUGAUGUUUGAUAAAACCACCAACAGGCACAGAGGGUUUGGCUUCGUCACUUUUGAGAAUGAAGACGUUGUGGAGAAAGUCUGUGAAAUACAUUUCCAUGAAAUCAAUAAUAAGAUGGUAGAAUGUAAGAAAGCACAGCCUAAGGAAGUGAUGUUCCCACCCGGGACAAGAGGACGGGCCAGGGGCCUCCCUUACACAAUGGAUGCUUUCAUGCUAGGCAUGGGAAUGCUAGGCUACCCAAACUUUGUGGCGACUUAUGGCCGAGGCUAUCCCGGAUUUGCUCCAAGCUACAGCUAUCAGUUUCCAGGUUUUCCGGCGGCAGCGUAUGGACCAGUGGCAGCGGCGGCAGUGGCAGCAGCAAGAGGAUCAGGUAGGGAGGUGUAUGGAAGAGGCGGCUACACGGCAUACCCCCAGUGUGCAGGGGAAGUCCUGAAUAGCUACAGUGCUCAACCGAAUUUUGGCGCGCCCGCUUCCCCGGCAGGCUCCAACCCAGCGCGGCCAGGAGGCUUCCCUGGGGCCAACAGCCCAGGACCCGUCGCUGACCUCUACGGCCCAGCAAGCCAGGACUCCGGAGUGGGGAAUUAUAUAGGUGCAGCCAGCCCACAGCCUGGCUCGGGCUUCAGCCAUGGAAUAGCUGGACCUUUGAUUGCAACGGCCUUUACAAAUGGAUACCAUUGAGCAGGUGUUCUUGUUGCCAUCUCACUCUGAGAGCAUACCUGGAUGUCCAGGCAAGACUGGGCGAAGUUUCUGAGUGGCCCUUUGUUUAGGUGAUGUCUUCAGACCUGGACACCUUCAGCCUCACUCCCCACCCCCACCCCCACUGGAGAUGGCUCACUUCGGACUGAGGGUUGAAUUCAAUCUCAUCAUCUCAUGAAUCUGCUGUACUAUAUAAGAUAACAGCUUUUAAAAAUGUGUAUAUAAUCCAUGAUUUUUGUGGGUUUUUUGUUUUUUUUUCUUGAUAGCUCCCCUUGUCCCAUCCUCACCCCCAUACCCUUCCUUUUAAAUAUCUUUGAAUCACAUUUGGUAGUGUUUUUGACAUAGUCUAGUAGCCUUGUCGCUUUAAUAUGUAGUUAAAAGCUAACCAUAGUAUAACUGUUAUAUUAAGGAUUUUACUUUCUUUUAAAAAAAAAAGUUUUUUUGGUUGUGAUUUUUGGUUCUGUUCCUGCUUCAAGGAUGCUGAGAUGGUAAUGUGACUCUCAACCUUUUGGUGCCCAUUCUGAAAUUGUAUAACUUUUCAGGUGGAAUUUUAGCACACUCUGAAAUUCGAAGUCGAGAAACGCUGGAGCGGGAGUUGGGCAUAAAAGUUUCUCAUUUGCAUUUGUAGAAGCGAGAGCAUAGCUUAACUAACAGGCUCUUUAGCGAUUCAUUUUUGUGAUGUCUCUUUGUUAACCUAAGUAUAUCUAUUUUCGGCAAUAAGGUAAGGACGACAACAUUUCAGUCGUCCUUCUUUUCUAUAAGUGCUUUUUUCUGUUGAAAGAGGUGAUAUUAUAAGAUUUUUUGAAAUUGUGAAUUCUGGAGAAAAAAAUAAUAAGUGCUGUAAAUACAAUUCCAUUAACUACAUAGAAACUAUUAAGAAAGAGAAAAUGAAAAAAAAAAAACUAUUUUUGUGAGGGACUUCGUCCCAGGCAGUUUGAUGAUCUGUGGAAAGAAACAAAAAAGGAAACCAAUUUUUUUUUAAAAAAAAAAAAAAGGUCAAUUUUUGAGUUUUAACGUCUAAGAACAAUCAGCUGCCAGGGCUGCCCUUGAUGAAGUCAAAAAGAACACAGUUUAGCUCUUUUGUCAGUACAUUAGACCUAAGAAUUCUACUAGUGUCACACCAGCAUACUCACUGCUCCUUUGUACACAGCUUCCAAUGAACAGUCUAGUUGUAUUUUUUAAUUUAAACUAUGAAAUACUGCUUUUCCCGAGACUUUGAAAAAGAUAGCAAUGUUAAUAUUUAACGUAUUUAAAGUUCAAAGCACACCUGUUUGGCUUGGGGGAGGGGGGAGGGCAUAUUUUUUUAGUCAUUUAAAAAAUUAGAUUCGUUUUUAUCGUCCAAUCAUUUCAGCUCCUCCAAGUGUCACCCAAGACGCUUCCCUCUUUUCUCCCCUUCCUCUCUCUCCCCCUCCCCCAGUCUGGAGCCCUUGGGCCAGGGAUGGCUAGUUCUCCAUUGUUGAUAUCUUUAUCCAUUAUUCUUUCCAUUAACAAAUUAAGAAAGCAAACUCUUUAUGUUUUUUUUUUAAUACCUCAGUGCUGCGAGUAUCACCAGAGAGGCUAGGGAAGAUUUUUUGUUUUGUUUUGUUUUUAAUUUAUUGUAGAUGUAAACAGAAUUAAAACAUUUUUAAAAAGUAUAAACAUCACUGCACUGUGACUGGUGGGAAAAACUGACAAUUUCCUGUUUGCACAUGUUUAAUAUUUGGCUGUUAUAAUAUAUGGUCCUCAGUUGGGGAAAAGAUACUUAUGAUGAAGGAUAUUUUUUAAUUUAAUUUUUUUAAUAUUGGUAAAUAGGCCUGCAACAGCAACUUAGAAAAGUACAACUCAGUAGAUGGCAUUAAACAACAGCAACACCAACAACAUACUGUAGUGUGAAUAUAUUUUUCUUUUUUUAACGUGAUAUUGACAAGUUUUAUUAAUAUUUUUUUAAAUUGUUACGUUUAUAAAUUUGGUACUCGAGGCACAGCCAGUAUGAGACACUGAAUGCGACAUUUAUUAUAAAGAGCUGCUGCACUCCUAUUUUUAUAAAUGUUACUAAUGAGUAGACUAAUGUAGGCAUUCACUAGGCAGGGUAGCGCAAAGGCAUCUUCAAGCAAGAGGCGCCAUGAUGCUGAAUGGAAAGGAAGGAAAAAAAAGCUUUGGGUUUUUUUUUCUUUCUCAGUUCUGAUUAAGUAAAUAAAAUGAAUCAUGCUCUUUGUUUUUCCAACAUAACAUUUUAGGGUUGUUGUGGGUUUUGGUUUUGUUUGGGGUUUUUUUUGGGGGGGGGGUUGGUUCUUUCUUAUUUUGGAACAACCAGGUUAAGUAUAAAAUGCUGGACGCUUUUUAAAUAUUGAGACUUGAUCAAGUAAUAACAAUAAAGUAGAUGGUUCUUUAAAAAAAAACACAAAAAAACAAAAACCAACAAAAAAAAACAACAUAAAAAAGGAAGUCAAUUCCCUGUGAUUCAAUGUCUGUGCCAGGGAAUUUUUUAUUAAUAUUUUGUCCAUGUUGAGGAUGUACUGUACUACCAUUUGUUUUCUCUUCAUUCCCUGUCACCUCAUAGAUGAUUCUUUGUUGACCAUUGUCUGUUAAUAAUGUAUAAAAUGGCUAUCUUGUAAGUGUGCUGUCCUGAUACUAGUGUAGUAACUUUUUUUCUCCUCUUUCUUCUAGUACAUAUUGGUAGGUGUAUUGUAAUUAAGGUUAAAAAAAAAUUAGAUGUAGUUAUUCAGAUUUAGGACCAGUAAGGAUAGAACUUUCUCUUAUUUAAGAAAACAAAAUGCUAAU